This is a messenger RNA of Doryrhamphus excisus (bluestripe pipefish), 2581 nucleotides long. The record is from RefSeq and is a predicted model, not a curated record. Lineage: Eukaryota; Metazoa; Chordata; Actinopteri; Syngnathiformes; Syngnathidae.
UUAAACACAGAUGCACAUCAAGUCAACUUCAGUAAUCAUCCCUCCUUCCGCUCAUUAACUGUACUCGCCUGUCAUGUGUCGUCAACGGGUGAGUAAUUUACUUUAUUUUAUUUUUAUUUUACAACAAAAUAACUUCAACAUGUAUGACAGUUAUGAAUGCUAAAAAUUGAAUGAUAAUAAAUAAAUACAAAUUUCAAACGUUUCAGUAGCCGUCCUUCUUCCCCACUAAAUGCUAAACUUCAAUCAGGUGUCAUCAAAGGAUGAGUAUUUGCUUUAUUUUAGUUUUAUUUUACAUUGAUUAUUUGCUUUAUUUUAGUUUUAUUUUACCACAGCUUCAUUCUUUUUACGCUUGUAUGACUGUUGUGAUUGUUAAACACAGAUGCACAAUCUUGCACUGGUUAACUUCUUCUUAGUGUCAUCAAAGGAUGCACAUCAAGUCAACUUCAGUAAUCAUCCCUACUUCCACUCAUGAACCGUACUCAUUACGUGUCGUCAACUGAUGCACAUCAAGUCAACUUCAGUAAUCAUCCCUACUUCCGCUCAUGAACUGUACUCGCCUGUCAUGUGACGUCAACACUAACCACCGCAGUCCCAUCAAAUGAAAAGAUGACCAGCCUUUGUCAGCAGUUGAUGACAUCGGAUUCGCCGACUGGUCACUGGACCAGCCCACCUCAUUUAAACGCUACUACAUACAUCAGUAUCAUCAACGGGAGACAAAUGUGGGAUAGGCCCCGGCAUUCCCGCUGGAAUCCAUCACCUGCAGACACACGCAUGCUGUUGAUGCAACACCCGAGGGAGGGCGAGAGUGUCGUUGUGUGCGAGUCUCAACCUGGAGACUUCCACGCGCAUUGUCUGCCGCAGCUCGGCCAUUAAAGAAGACAGACAGACGCUGGUACCUCACACAACUCAACUGUGUACUGACUUCAGAAGCCAUGGCGCAGACAGCCGAGGCCGUUUCAGCGACUCUGUCCACCAACAGGAACUGCACCAUCGAGAUAACCAACGUGAGCGGCAGCUACUGUCUCAUCAACCCAAAGGUGUUCAUGACUAGCGGCUUCUGCCACCACCCGCCGCAGCCCACCGUCCGCAGCACCCGCACCGAGGUGUGCUCCUUCGACAAGGACGACCACACGGCCACCGGCGCCGUGGGUCUGCUGACCUACGACCUCUUCCACAUGCAGAGCCGCGUGUGCUCGCAACGCAUGUCCGUCAUGUUCUCGGUUCCUUACGACCACAACCUGUACAAGAACCGGCUGGCGGUGGGCAUCAUGGAGCAGUCGCACGCCUGCGACAAGAAUCUCUACGAGCGCAUGUACAACGGCAAGGACCUCACCGGCUUCAGCCGGGCCGACGCCACCGGCAGCGGGCUGGAGUACAGCGGCAAAUAUGUGGACGUGAGGGCCACCAUGUCCACCGUGGGCAAAGCUAUCGUUAAAGUGGAGCUUUACGAUCAAAUGAGUCAUUAAAAUCCACUUCUUUGGCUUUGUUGCUCUUUCACGGUAAAAUGCGUCACACGAUUAUUUUACAAUGUUCAGAUUUAAGGUUAAGAAUACUUUUAGUUCUAAAACACAUUUCUUUUUUUUUCGGUAACAUAGCAUAUUAGCAUAGCGCACCUUCAAGGGAAUAAAAAAACGUGCAACAACUUGACUUUUGGUUGUAAUUUUAGCUGUGUUGUCGUCUUUAGCACUUCUGAAGGGGGCUCACGCAUCAAAUAAAACAGAGAAAACACGGGAAAUAGUCGCAAAACAUGGGAAAUAGUUGUGAAACACGAGAAAUAGUAUAGCAAAACGUGUGAAAUAGUAUAGCAAAACGCGUAAAAUAGUAGCAAAACACUGGAAAUAGUAGCAAAACAUGUAAAAUGGUAGCAAAACACGUGAAAUAGUAGCAAAACACGGGAAAUAGCAGCAAAACAUGGGAAAUAGUAUAGCAAAACACGUGAAAUUGUAGCAAAACACGGGAAAUAGGAUAGCAAAACGUCUAAAAUAGUAGCAAAACACGGGAAAUAGUAGCAAAACACGGGAAAUAGUAUAGCAAAACGUGUAAAAUAGUAGCAAAACAUGGGAAAUAGUAUAGCAAAACACGUGAAAUUGUAGCAAAACACGGGAAAUAGGAUAGCAAAACGUCUAAAAUAGUAGCAAAACACGGGAAAUAGUAGUAUAGCAAAACGUGUAAAAUAGUAGCAAAACACGGGAAAUAGUAUAGCAAAACGUGUAAAAUAGUAGCAAAACAUGGGAAAUAGUAUAGCAAAACACGUGAAAUUGUAGCAAAACACGGGAAAUAGGAUAGCAAAACGUCUAAAAUAGUAGCAAAACACGGGAAAUAGUAGUAUAGCAAAACGUAUAAAAUAGUAGCAAAACACGGGAAAUAGUAUAGCAAAACGUGUAAAAUAGUAGCAAAACAUGGGAAAUAGUAUAGCAAAACGUGUGAAAUAGUAUAGCAAAAUAUGUGAAAUAAAAUAUCAAAACACGUAACAUAGUAGCAAAUCACAGGAAAUAGUAGCAAAACACAGGAAAUAGUGUAGCAAAACACGUUAAAUAGUAGCAAAAAACAUGAAAUGGUAGCAAAACACGGGAAAUAGUGC